Molecule: messenger RNA, 3793 nt
Organism: Phycodurus eques (leafy seadragon)
Lineage: Eukaryota; Metazoa; Chordata; Actinopteri; Syngnathiformes; Syngnathidae
Product: transcription termination factor 1-like
Exons: 12
Coding region: 316-3153 (945 amino acids)
Source: RefSeq, a predicted model, not a curated record
UAGUCUAUCUAAAACGAAACGCGUCUCAGAGCCCUCCUCUUGUCCACGCGCGUACAACAAACAUGAAAAGUCUUUUUAAAAACGUUUUCAACGUUUAUGUAACUUAGAUGAGGAGUGUUCGCGUCUGCUGCACCAAGAGCCAAAUCGACAUUGUUGUCAUUUCUUUCGAAGAUGAGAUUUUUUGUGGUCCUGUCAAAGAUGAAAAUGUUCCUCGAUUUCGGCGUCCAAAAUCAGACGUUCAUGGGAUUUCGGCAUGAUCGAAAGAUCAACUACUGCAGCGUUGGCCUUAUCUGGCCCGCCUGAUUUCCACUCAAAAUGAGAUGCUCACAAGUUCCCACCCCCGUUGGCAUCCCGACACCAAACAAGAAGAAGAAGAAGAAAAUUGCUCAAGAUAACAGCCUUCCUCCCAUUGAUGCGCUUGCUCACAAACAGAAGAAAAGAAAACCACAAGAAAACAUCUUCCUUCCUGCUGAUGUGCACACAAAGAGGAAGAAGAGAGCACCAGAAGAAGAAAACAUGGCUCUUGCUGAUGUACACACCACCAAGGAAGAACAGAAGAAGAAAAGCGCAGACUACAACAACAUACUUCUUUUGGCUGAGGGCCACACAAACAAGGAGAAGAAGAAGAAGAAACUAGAAGACAACAAUAGUGUCCUUCCUGCUGACAAGCACACUCACAAGAGGAAAAGAGAAGAAAAAGACAACAACGGCCUUCCUGCAGAUGUGCCCGCCAAGAAACGCAAGAAGAAAAGAAAACAAGAAGCAGACGAUGACCGAUUUCUUCCCGCUGAAGACGACGGCGACAACAUGGUUCCUGCUGACGUACCCGCUAGCAAACAGAAGAAGAAGGAAACAGAAAAAGAAAUGGAACAAACCGUCCUUCUUCCUGCCAAUGGCUGCACCAACAACAAGAAGAAGAAAAUAAAAGAAGCCAACAGUGUCUUUUCUGCUGACGAGCACACUCGGAACAAGGAGAAAAGAGAAGAAAAAGACAACAACGGCCUUCCUGCGGAUGUGACCGCUAAGAAACGCAAGAAGAAAAGAAAACAAGAAGCAGAAGAUGACCGAUUUCUUCCCGCUGAAGACGACGGCGACAACAUGGUUCCUGCUGACGUACCCGCUAGCAAACAGAAGAAGAAGGAAACAGAAAAAGAAAUGGAACAAACCGUCCGUCUUCCUGGCAAUGACUGCACCAACAACAAGAAGAAGAAAAUAAAAGAAGCCAACAGUGUCUUUUCUGCUGACGAGCACACUCGGAACAAGGAGAAAAGAGAAGAAAAAGACAACAACGGCCUUCCUGCGGAUGUGACCGCUAAGAAACGCAAGAAGAAAAGAAAACAAGAAGCAAAAGAUGACAGAUUUCUUCCUGCUGAUGUGCAGAAGAAAAACAAAAAAGCACAAGAAAACAUCAUUCUUCCUGCUGACGUGCACCCUCACAAACGGAAGAAAAAGAAGAAAAGAGCAGAAGAAGAAAACUGCUCCCCUGCCAAUGUGCACGCAAAGAAGAAGAAAAAGAAAAAAGCACAAGAAAACAUCAUUCUUCCUGCUGACGUGCACCCUCACAAACGAAAGAAAAAGAAGAAAAGAGCAGAAGAAGAAAACUGCUCCCCUGCCAAUGUGCACGCAAAGAUAAAGAAAAAGAAAAAAACGGCAGAGGAAGAAGAAGGCGGCGUCCUUCCUCCUGGCGUGCACACGAAGAAGACUGUGAUGUCGGAGGUGGACGAGGUCUCCAUGGCAACCGUGGAGACGGAACCCAACAAAACGGAAAAAAAGACGCCGGUGAGUGCGGCGACGACAGCGGCGCAGGCGGUUCCCGUGGAGACGAGCGAGGCGGAGGAAGAGAGUGUCAUUGCGACUGCCGAUGACAUCGCUGUCCCCAUGGAAACCAGCACAACCAAACAAGAUGACCAGUCGCACCCUGUUUUGGUGGCGGAGUUGGAAGAGUUUGUUGGCAGCGUGAAGAAUAGACCCUUGGGUGAGAUCAAGUGGCUUCUGCGUCACGACCUGCAUCGCUUCCGACUCUUCAAGGAGCAAGGCCUGUCCAUCCGUUGGGGGCGCUUCACUCAGGAGGAGAAUCAGCGAAUCCGAGACAACAUGGCCCACUUCCUGGCUAUGACGGGCGUGAGCUCCAGCGAUCAGAUUCUCUUCCCUUGGCGCUACGAGUACCUAGAGAAGAACAUUAAGAAGCUCAAAAGAGAACAUGGCUUUAUGGAGGCCAUCGCUGAGGGAAUCCCGAGGCCGUGCAAGCAGGUUCUGACCAGAGCUUUAAAGAUCGACUACAGCAACCACAUGGGACAGUUCUCCACGAAGGAGCUCCAUCAGCUGGUCAAGUUGCAGAAGCGCCACGGCAACGAUUGGCGACGUAUUUCUGAGAUGAUGGGCCGCAGCAUCUACGCUGUACAGAAACGCUUUGCCAACAUUGCAUCCGGUCGAGGCAGAUGGACAUCGGAGGAGGAGGACCGGCUGAAGGAAGCUGUCAAGACUUACCUGGAGUUCGUGGUUCAACGAAGCUCAGCUGGUUCCAAGGACAACGGCCUUUUGAGACUGCGGCAACUAUGUGCUAAUUUGCCGUGGACGGAGAUCAGCCAGCACGUGCAGACCCGACACUGGUGUCAGUGUCGGCUCAAGUGGUUCAGCAUCCUAAAGCAUCGGCUGUCUCAGAAAAACCAUUGGAAAAAACCUGAAAGACUGAAGACUAAAAUCCACCUGAUUGAAACGUUGCACGCUUUGGACGUGGAGGAUGCGAGGGACAUCGAUUGGGAGAAGGUCGCUGCUUUCGUGGGCGGCGUGACUCCAGUUUGCGUCCAGAAGCUUUUCCGAAACCUUAAAGUCUCCAACGUUCCCGACUGGUCUCGCCGUUCCUACGGAGAGAUAAUCGACUUCCUGCAGGAGCACGUUACGCCGUGCCUCGUCGAGAGGCUGCGGCACUGCGACAAAGAGGAGGCGGAGUGGGAAGCGCCCCGGAACGACACGUACGCUCUGUUCAAAAUCUUCGCAUCAGGAGAAGACGGCGAAUUUGUGGAGGUGGACAACACUCAGCCGAGCAGACGGCGUUCGGAACACUUGCUUGAAUGCGCACCUUUGAGCGCUAACCCUCAUAGGAAGUCUCCUCAACGACAGACGAUCAGCCUAACAGCCAAUCAGAUGCCCUAACUACAGACGAUCAGCCUAACAGCCAGUCAACGACAGACGCGAGCGCUCAGUAAAGCAAACGCCAAACGUUGCGCUUGCAAAGUUUGAAUGCGCACCUCUAAGCCCCGCCCCUUCCUCAGAAACUAGUUUUUUUGUCUUCGUUCCAUAAAAAGGGUUCUUAAGUCUUGACAUUGUGACAGCUUCCUUCAUUGCCCUCAUAAAAACAAGAAGUACAUCUGAUAGUCAUUCGUACGCGGUGUCGGUAAGAUUCUAACUACACGUAAGAAGAUUAUGUAAUUGUAAUCCAUUACAUUAUUGGGAAAAAGUUUGUAAUUAAAUUAGUUGCUUUUGGAAAUUUCAAUGAUUAUAAUUUGGUGAUACGAUACAACAUAAAAUAGCAUAUAACAUAGGUCUGGCUGGAACUACGUUUUCACAGAGAGUAGCCAACCUUUGAACAACAAAGUAACAGGCCAAUUAAUGUGUUUAGAGAUAUAACUAUAAAAUAAUUCACAUCCACACAGGACGCCGCGUCUGAACCAGAAAUGAAUUAGUACGUCACUUCAGAAUGUGGGAAAUUUAAAAUUAGAUAAUAAUAACAAAUUGUAUUAUAAGAGAACAUAUUAGUACCACUGUCAGGUUCAAACAACCUAGAACAUUUAAU